CAUUCGUACAUUCGUGCACGCACACGCAGUGCGCGCCGAGUUAAUGACGCAGGUCGCGUGUCCGUGGUGGAUCCGAAUCAUCCGAGCCGCGCCGUGCUUCAAUCGCGCUCCGAUCGUGUGCGUGCUAUCUCCGUGCAUAUAAAUAGUCGAUCGCCGAGUGUCUGCCACCGCCGCCUCCGAAAUGGCUAAAGUAUCCCAGCUGGACGAUGGCGCCGCAUCAGUGUAAGGGUUGCCUGAGGACACGCAUUGCAAGAAUGGCGCAGAUCAACAAGGAUACGCCAAUGGAGGUCGCCACCAACGGUUGUGAUGUCGCGCUUGCCGAAAAUCCGGUGAUGCCGUGGUUCGGCAUGGAUAUCGGCGGCAGUCUCUGCAAGUUGGUGUAUUUUGAACCGAAAGACAUCACUAAGGACGAAAUCGAGUCGGAGAUUGAAGCGCUGAAGAAUAUUCGGAAAUAUCUCACGAAGAAUUCGGCGUAUGGCAAGACUGGUCAUCGGGACACACAUUUACAAAUGGAAAAUGCAUCGAUUCGUGGACGGCGAGGAACACUUCACUUUAUCCGUUUCCCAACAAGCGAAAUGGGUAAUUUCCUGGCGCUUGCACGCAGUAAAGGAAUGGCGAACCUGGUAACCACUGUUUGUGCCACCGGUGGAGGUGCCUACAAAUUCGAGGAAAACUUCCGCAAAGAAGUAAACAUGAAGCUUGCAAAGUUUGACGAAAUUGACUCGUUGAUCAAAGGCAUGCAUUAUAUCGAAGCGCAGAAUAAGAACGAAUGCUACUAUUGGUCCAACCCGACUGAUGAGGCAAAUUGCGUCAAGGUCAACUAUGAUUUUUCAAAUCCGUAUCCGUUUCUCUGCGUGAAUAUUGGCAGCGGUGUGAGUGUGCUCUCCGUGCGAGGUCCCAACGACUACAAGCGUAUUUCCGGCACGAGUAUAGGAGGCGGUACGUUUUUGGGUCUUUGCUGUCUGCUGACUGGAUGUAAUUCUUUCGAGGAGGCUAUUGAGCUGGCUACCGGUGGUGAUCACACCCGAGUGGAUAAACUUGUCCGCGAUAUCUACGGUGGCGAUUACGAACGCUUUGGUUUGCCCGGCGAUUUGGUCGCGAGCAGUUUCUCGGCUCUCUGCAGCUUUGGUCAGAUGAAUUCGCGUGAUCGCCGCAGUAAGGUGAGCCGCGAGGACCUCGCGAAGGCGACGCUCGUCACCAUCACCAACAACAUCGGUAGCAUUGCGCGCAUGUGCGCCCAACAGGAGCAUAUUGAUCGGGUAUUAUUCAUCGGUAAUUUCCUGCGCGUGAAUCCAAUUGCGAUGAAGCUGCUGGCGUACGCAAUGGACUACUGGUCGGGCGGCACAAUGAAAGCGCUCUUUCUGGAACAUGAGGGUUAUUUUGGCGCAGUUGGAUGUCUGCUGAAGUUCAACGAGUCGACCGCAUUGUCGCCGAUUAGCUGAUUCACUACUGAUCACAAACACACAACGCUAACAUUCCCUCUACGACCUCUAUAAAACAUUACAUUUUUAUAUCCGCACGAGGAACAUGGUGCAAACUAUAGCGGGGUUUUUAUAAGCCGAUACAGUGCGAAGUGAAGUGUAGAAUGAAGUGCAAUGGCGAUUGUUACGGGAAGUUUUAAGACACAUUUCUUGGCUGCCGUCGGCGGUGUUGUUCUCAGGCUGUAUUUUUUGCCCUGGGCAACGUUGCGAUUAAUCUAGCAUAGAAGUUGUUUUUUUAUACAAUCUUAAAUGAUUAAGGUAUAAACUAUGGUACGCGCCGUUUUUGGGAAGUAGUGGGAUAAUAGUCAUUUUAUUUUUUAGUUAUUUUCUAUGCUGAUAACACAAAAUAAUGAAAGACAAAGCACAUGAAAACUAUCACACAAACAAUGCUAGCAUACACACACUUGGCUUACCUCCAGUGAAAUAAGUAAAUUUAUUGUGAAUAAUGUAGGAAUUAGAACAACGAAGCGUUAUAACGGUGAAUGAAGUUAUAAAAACAAGUAUUAUUAUGCGCGUGCUGCCGUGGAACGUGUAAAAUUUCCGAAAAUUUGCAUUUAGCCAACGUUCGCUUGAAAUAGAAAGCGAAAGAUUUACUUUUAGCUGCGCUGAUUGCGAGCAGAAUUGAGAUUGUUACACGCUCAAUGGUUCUUUUUUUUUUAUAUUAAGCCCAAGGAUAUAUAAUAUAUACAUUUAUAAAGAAAGUGUUUGGUUGAAAGGUAAACAUUAUAUUUUAUCAAAUGCACCACAUUGAAAAGCAUUAGCUAUUAUUAAUAAAUAAAAUAUCUUAUCA
Dalotia coriaria is the source of this 2271-nucleotide messenger RNA. RefSeq names its product pantothenate kinase 3 fbl (gene fbl). Lineage: Eukaryota; Metazoa; Arthropoda; Insecta; Coleoptera; Staphylinidae. The record is from RefSeq and is a predicted model, not a curated record. Gene Ontology annotation, biological process: coenzyme A biosynthetic process. The transcript is spliced from 7 exons. Gene Ontology annotation, cellular component: cytosol; nucleus. The coding region runs from base 207 to 1442 and encodes 411 amino acids. Gene Ontology annotation, molecular function: pantothenate kinase activity; ATP binding.